GGCCAGUGUAGUGGAGUGUCAGAUUUCAUAGCCCUGGCACAGAACAAACAGCCAUUGUUCCCCAUCCACACGAAGAAAACGUAAAGCCACGCCCGUCACCACAGAGAACUUUACCACCACACCUCGCACCUCACACCACACACCUGGCCACACCUCUAAUUAACACCUUAGCUGACCUGAGAGCCAUUUUCUGAGGGGGUUAAGGGCGAGAGGGGUUUAAAAUGGCGUAGGGGAGGUGGGGGUGAGGGAGAGGAGGCGGGAGGAGGAGGGAGAGGACGGGGAGGGGGCCGAGUCUCCCUCACUCAGCAAGUCCCGGAUGACAGGUAUCAACAUGGGAAAGUGACCAUCUCCUCGCCUAUUUUCUCGCAUUUUUAAGGUGAAUUCGACUCCCCACCGCCUCAAGAACUGUACAUAGAAGAACCUGAAGACCAGCUGGAGGUGUGGGGCGCCUGAGUAUAGCAGAAUUAUGCCCCAAAGUGACUAUAUCAGGUGACACACACACGGCACAUCCACUCUCUCUCUCUCCCAGGACAGAAUGUUUAAGAAGAAGAACAAGAAGGUCCAAAUCUCAGCCCCCAGCAACUUUGAACACCGGGUCCACACUGGCUUCGACCACCACGAGCAGAAGUAUGUCGGGCUGCCCCCACAAUGGCAGGGCAUCGUGUCCAACGCCCUGGACAAGGGACGCCCCAUGCCCCUGGUGGACCCCUCAGAGAUCACCCCUGUUGACAUGCUGGACGUCAAGGUUCCCAAUGACACGUCGAGGUCGCAGGACGCCGCCACUCGUCUCAGCAGGGGAUUUGCCACCCUGAACCUGGCCAACCCCAGCAGACACUCUCAGAGCAACACCCGCGAUCGUUCCCAGGGCUCCCACAACACACUGGUCAACAACAACAACAAUAACAACAACAACAACAACACCAGCAGCAGUGGUAAUGGACCGUCCCAGCUGCCAAAGACAUCUAGUGUUGCUCGGUCCAACUCCCUACGGUCCUCCAGCCCUCCACGCCCCCGCCGCAGCGACCCAUGGCCCCCCCACCACCUCCCCCCAACGCUUCACGAGGGGGAGGUGCUAGACGUCACCCCCCCACACUGGCCGCACCACCCACCCUCCCACCCACAAUUCCAGCACUACCCUGGUCACCACCAGCCCGGCUCUCACCCCCACACCACCCAACACAGCCCCGAAGGCUCCCCAGGGUACCCCCCACACAUGCGCCCCCACCAUGGCCCCCCACAUGGCUACCCGACUCCCCCACACCCCAUGAAUGGAGAGGAACGCUGGGAUGGCCGCCCCCCGAACCACUUGGACUUAAGAAGGGAGGGGUGGGGGGCUGGUGGGCUGCGUACCCCGUCUGGCCCAUCCUCUGCAGGGUCGGCGGGUAGUAGCGGUCAGCACGGCCCCACACCCCCACCCCCACACCAUAACGGCCACCCACCACACCACCAGGGAGGCCGCCCACCUGCCCAGCUACCCACCGACCCCACCAAUGGCCCCCCACCACACCCACCACACCACAAUGGCCCCCACUUCACCCCUCCACACCCCCAGAUGCCCCCUACCCAGCACCCCACCAAAGGAAACCCCAACCACUACCGCCUGGCCACCACCCCCACCCCACCACACCUCACAGACAACACCCACCACACCCCACACAGGACCACCACCCCACCCUGCCCCUCCCAGCAGCUGCCCCUCCCUCCUCCUCAUGGGGUGCAGAGGAUGGCCUCCCCCCCACAUCACCUACCCCCCCACACUCAGUUGUAUGCUAAGCCUCCAGCACCUACCCCAGACCAAGCCUCCCCCUCCAGCCGCCUCCCACCACCCCCAUCCUCCACCACAACCACCCCCAGUGGCCCCACCUCCCCCUCCAUGCACCACCACCACCCUCACCACCCACAGCAGUACCAACAGCAGCAGUAUUACCAGCAAGACUACAAUGGAAACCGCUACAAUCCCGCCACUUUGAGAGAACGGAAAGCCAGUGGAGAUGGUGGGAAGGAGACAAGUGGAGGUGGAGGGAACGCAGCACCACAUCACCACCUCCAGAACUCCUCCUCCUCCUCCUCCACCCCCACGACCCCCACCACGGCAGCUACACUCGGUAAUAACAACACCACCACCACUAGUCUACCAGGGAAGUCGCCCCCGAGUGGAUACAGUGGUGCCCCGCCGCCGCCCUCCUCCACACACCACUCGGCAAGCAAGCAGCAUGACCAGCAGCGCCUCCCAUGAGCAGGUUUCCGAGCCACGCUGCAGAUGGUGGUGAACCCUGGCGACCCGCGUUACAACCUGGACAACUUCAUCAAAAUCGGCGAGGGGUCCACCGGCAUCGUGUGCAUUGCCAGCGACAGGGACACCGGCAGACAGGUGGCGGUGAAGAAGAUGGACCUGCGGAAACAACAAAGACGAGAGCUGCUGUUUAACGAGGUGGUGAUAAUGAGAGACUACCACCACCCUAAUAUUGUGGAGAUGUACAAUUCCUUCUUAGUGGAGGAUGAACUGUGGGUGGUGAUGGAGUUCCUGGAGGGAGGCGCUCUCACGGAUAUUGUCACUCACGCCAGGAUGGAUGAGGAGCAGAUCGCAACGGUGUGCCGGCAGUGUCUGAAGGCCCUGGCGUACCUCCACUCUCAGGGCGUCAUUCACAGAGACAUCAAGAGUGACUCCAUCCUCCUGGCCAGUGAUGGCAGGGUCAAGCUAUCAGACUUUGGGUUCUGUGCGCAAGUGUCACAGGAGCUGCCCAAGAGAAAGUCGCUGGUGGGCACCCCUUACUGGAUGGCCCCCGAGGUCAUCUCCCGCCUCCCCUACGGCCCUGAGGUGGACAUCUGGUCGCUGGGCAUCAUGGUAAUUGAGAUGGUUGAUGGGGAGCCGCCCUUCUUUAAUGAGCCGCCACUACAGGCCAUGCGCAGGAUACGGGACAUGCCGCCGCCCAAACUGAAGAACUCGCAGAAGAUCUCCCCACGCCUGCAAGGAUUCCUGGAGAAGAUGCUUGUGAGGGACCCCGGCCAGCGAGCCACAGCCUUUGAACUGCUGCAGCAUCCUUUCCUACGCCAGGCCGGCCCUCCCUCCCUGUUGGUGCCUCUCAUGCGCUCCUUCCGGCACUCCCCUUGCUAGUCGGGGCACCUGGCUCUUCCCCUCGACUCUGACACUCUCUCCUCACCCCUGACACUGUCCCUUGGUACUGCUGCAGCCUUGGAUCUCAGUACCAUCACCUGAGUAUUCAUAAACUCUCUGGUGUCUUACUCUGUGCCUUGAGUUGAAAUGUGGUGUCUCUGUGGUGUUUUUGUGGUGUUUUCUUGCUUUACGAGUGUUUGUCUUCACACACGCCCUCCAUACACCAAUACUUCCUGUCCUUGUGUGUGUGUUCCAGCCUUGUGUGUGCCUUGUGUGUGUUUGGGUGUGUGGUGCAAAGUGGUGUAGAGAGGAACAGCUGGUUUGAAAUAGUGUUGGUACAGCUGGUGUGUUUUGUGUCUCAGGCAGCUGGGGUUACUUGUGCAGCUGAUAUGAAGAGAGAGACAAGCAGGGAGUGUUAGAGAUGUGUGUUUUGGUGUGUGUUGUGCAGCUGAGGUGAAGGGAAGUGUGUUGUGCAGCUGCUGUUACUCUUAGCUGACAGCAAGGUACUGUUACAAUAAGAGGAGCAGCUGACAGUAGGUGUGUGAUGACUGUGGUGCAGCUGGUGGCCAUGGUGAUGUGAGGGACAGCUGGUAAUGUUCAGAGGCAGCUGGUGACAGGAGGAAUGCUCUGACAGGUGGUGAAGGUAUUAAUGUUACCUGGAUGGACAGCUGGUGUGUGUGUGUGUGUGUGUGUGUGUGUGUGUGUGUGUGUGUGUGUGUGUGUGUGUGUGUGUGUGGCAGCAGCUGGAGACAUACAGAUGAGUGAUGCAUUUCCUAUCAUAGUGCAGCUGGUUUGGAUUUUUAGAACAGCUGGUAACAAGAAGUACAGCAGAGGGUGAAUGAGGUACAAACAGCUGGUCUGGGCUGGGUGGCUUAGAACAGCUGGUGCAACUCUUAAAAGUACAGCUGGUGAACUGAACUAAUAUUACCUUACUUAAUGAGGCGGCAGCUGACUUAUUGACCCUGCUCUCUCUCUCUCUCUCUCUCUCUCUCUCUCUCUCUCUCUCUCUCUCUCUCUCUCUCUCUCUCUCUCUCUC
Molecule: messenger RNA, 4151 nt
Organism: Portunus trituberculatus (swimming crab)
Lineage: Eukaryota; Metazoa; Arthropoda; Malacostraca; Decapoda; Portunidae
Gene: mbt
Product: serine/threonine-protein kinase PAK mbt-like
Biological process (GO): regulation of MAPK cascade; intracellular signal transduction; protein phosphorylation
Cellular component (GO): cytoplasm
Molecular function (GO): protein serine/threonine kinase activity; ATP binding
Source: RefSeq, a predicted model, not a curated record